CAGCAACAACAGAUGGUUGGUGAUGAGCUGGAUGAUGCCACACAUGAGCGCAUGCAGCAGCGUGCCCAGCAGCUGAACCAGGAGAUGUCUCGGCUGCUGCAGGAGCUGGAGCAGAAGAGCGGCUUUACCUGGGGAGCCCUGCUCUCGGCUGCCCGGCAGCACUGGUGGUUAUGGGCCAUUGCUGCACCCCUGGUCCUGUGCUUAGUGCUGUGGUGCUGUCCCAGCAAAAGCAGCCAUCAGCCAGAGAGCAGCAGCAAGGAGGGCAGCUCACAAAACAAGGCGUGUAAGGAGGACCAAGAAGAGGAACCCAGUGUUGCGCUGGAUGUGGCAAGAGUUUCGACCAAGUGCCCCCCGGAUCUGUCAGAACUGUCUGUGAUGCUGCAGCAGCUGUUGAAUAAGCUGCUCUAUGUCUGCCAAGAACUCUCCAGGACCAGUUUCAUGCCACGACUGAAGCCAGCCAUCAGUGUGGGCAUUGCCUUACAAGGCUCGAUUCCCCACAAGACUUACGCUGUCUACCGCUUGCUCGUGCCCCUGGAGCCCCCCCAAGGACAUGCCUUCCAUAUGGAGUGGGGCACCACAGAGGGGGAGCUGCUGAGGAACCCCAUGCUCCGCGUAGAGCUGAAGUGCACCUGCGGGCAGGAGCAGCUGGUGGCGGGCGCGCUGUGCUUCAUCCACCACCCCAAGGAGCAGCUGAUGGAAAAUCAGGGUGCCAGCCUCCUAGGCACCCUCUGCACUGGCCCCUACCUGGACAUGGAGAAAACCACCCGCUGGUUCCAGAUAUUGCUAAAAGCAGCCUGGCAGCGUUUGCCUAAGUCGGAACACUGCGGUCUGACAGUGCUGCCCUCCAGGCGCUCCUGCAAGGUCCAGCUGAUGUACGGUUCCAAAGCUUCCCUCCUGACUGAGAUGAUGUUUGGGUUGCAGCAGGAUGACACGGACAUCUUCCUGAUCAUCAAGUAGGCAGAGGCCACUGUUGCCAGCAGCAGGACGCAGCCAGAGAGCUGUGCUAUGGGAGAGGUUCAGUUCUUCAUGCACAGGGCCAGUCCUCAAGACACUCCCCGGAGAGCUGGUGCUGCACAACGGAGCGCAUCGGACACGCACAACACACUGCUCUGUUUGCAACGGCAAUUGCUGCCGCACCUUUCCUCCACAGCAAAAGCGCACUGUGGGGCGCGGGGCCCGAUGCAGCGGAAGGGACCGAUGCAAGGAGCCUUGGUGAGGAGCUGGAUGAGGCCACGCGAGAGUGCAUGCAGCAGCACUUUUCAUGAAGUUAAGCACGAAGAAACACCGUUGCGGUGGAACUUAGGUGGUGACGCAAGUGGAGGCAGACUGAGAAACACUAUGCCUACGUGGCUGGGUUCGGACAAAAUGGAAAAAUGCCUUUUAUUGUUUAUAUAAAUUGUAUAUAAAUAUCUUCGAUAGUACAUGUGUCAGACCCUGACAGGCUUUCUGUGUCCUUCUUGUUUGCUAUUUGCUGUUGCUGUAGGUGCCCGUAUGCUACGGUUCUAAGUUCCGGUUCUUCACAUCCUGUUUACAUACCUGACAAUUUGGGGCUGUCUGAAAGGUACACGGCUAAGUCUUUAAAGCAACUAACUCGUCUGCAGACCCACUACAGACCCCAGCAAUCUUCAUACAGGGCAGUGUGCUACAGCACAAUUUUGUCAUUCUGUUUACCUCCAGCAUGUGGUGUGAGUGGGCACAUGGCAGGAGAUACUCCCUUUUUAUCUUGGUGGUUUUCAAAUAAGGAAAGAAAAAAAGAAUUAAAAGCAACAGAAACCCACCCUUGGGCUGCAUGUGGGAGGGCCAGGCCAGAAGGCAGCAGGUCUUGGGAGAGUCGGGCGGUGCUGGCUGUCCCCACAGCCACUUUGGAUCAUGGGAAGCAUUAGGAAACUUUCACAACUGGCCCAGGCCAAGCCAGGAGAGAGGCCGGGAGGCAAAGUAUGGACUUACAAGAGUGAUUCUUUACUCGUGCGCAUGAGGUGUCCCAUUCAAACUGGGGCACCCCGAACACGGCUUUACACGAGGUUCUCAGACCUCAACAUGAUUUGACCAAUCCCUCUUUAACUCAGAGAUACUAUUAUUUUGCAAAGCAGCUGCAAUUCUAUGGCAUCACGUGGCAUCACGUCCCACCUGCCGCGUUCUUGAUGUAAACGACCCUGGAGCUGGUCUCGCUACGGUUACUUAUCGGUGCUGCCAGGCAACGGGGGGGUUUCACAGAGGUGUUAGAGGGGCUCGGAGGCAGGCAUGGUAGUCUGCGAUUGGGGCAUUCAGAGCACGUGAGUAAGGGACAGGAUCCAGGAGAAGUCCAGGAGGCCAAGUUGAGCCACCCACCCAGCCACCUGCAUCAGAACCAGUGCCACCAGGAAAGCGCCUAAGUAUUAGCAGCUGGAGCGUCUGUCCUGAGAGGCACCGAAGCACCUGUCUGCUGCCCAGACAGUUUCUCUAGAGAAGCUUGCUGCCCACCAGGAGUUCACAGUCGUGACGUCACCGACAGGCUGCCAAGCCUGCUGAAGCCUACAGGUUAUCGUCCACUCCUACUAUGCAAUGUAAGGUCUAGUGAUGCUGUGACGAGGCAGCUGAGGACCAUCAAAUCAAACUGUAGCCCCGCGGAGCAAUGCUAAAAGAAUCAGGAGCGCAGGUGGUGUUCUCCUCCAUCCUCCCAGGCAGAGGAGGGGCUUCAGCAAGGAGGAGACAUGCUGAAUAGAAGAGUGCCUGGCUGCGUAGCUGGGGCUCAAGGUUUUGGCUUCCAUCAUCGUGGAUCUACCCUUGAGAAGCUGCGUCUCUUGGGAGCUGGGGACAUUCACCUGACCUCAUACCGCAGGGCAGGAGAGGGCAGAAUGCGGGACACCGAAACG
Molecule: messenger RNA, 2852 nt
Organism: Falco peregrinus (peregrine falcon)
Lineage: Eukaryota; Metazoa; Chordata; Aves; Falconiformes; Falconidae
Product: inositol 1,4,5-trisphosphate receptor-interacting protein-like 1
Exons: 1
Coding region: 13-957 (314 amino acids)
Source: RefSeq, a predicted model, not a curated record